Messenger RNA from Drosophila busckii, 630 nucleotides. Its product is annotated as ras-related protein ORAB-1. The coding region runs from base 1 to 630 and encodes 209 amino acids. The transcript has a single exon. Gene Ontology annotation, molecular function: GTP binding; GTPase activity. The record is from RefSeq and is a predicted model, not a curated record. Lineage: Eukaryota; Metazoa; Arthropoda; Insecta; Diptera; Drosophilidae.
AUGGAGACCAAUUACAUUUUCAAGUUAUUAAUACUCGGUGAUGCCGGCGUGGGCAAAAGUUGUCUGCUGUUGCGUUUUACAAACAAUCGCUAUACGGGUCGCUACUGCAGCACCGUGGGCGUGGACUCUAGGACGCGUACGCUAGAGAUUGCUGGAUUUAAGAUAAAGCUGCAUAUCUGGGAUACAGCUGGCGAGGAGCGUUUUCGCUCCAUGGUAAGCACCUACUAUCGACAUGUGCAGGGCAUUGUGCUGGUCUUCGAUACAACACAGCGCAAUAGCUUCAACCACAUUGACUACUGGCUGAAAGAGAUUGAGAAAUACGCAUUGCCCAAUAUAUGCGUAAUGCUGGUGGGCAAUAAAUGUGAUGCGCUGGAGAAGCGCCAGGUAAGGCAAGAGCUGGCAACUGACUAUGCCGACCGUUUGGGUCUGCCCUAUAUGGAAGCUUCGGCUGUUAGUGGCGUAAAUGUGGAGCGUAUGUUUGGCAAACUGGCUGUAAAUAUAUUUGAUAUACACGUACUGCCCACACUACAGCAAGCCAAAGGACCUCAAUCACAUGGCAUUUCGCUAAGCUCAUUGCCAAAAACAAUAAAACCACGGAACAACAAGCAUAGAAACUACAAUUGCUGUUAA